Molecule: messenger RNA, 1002 nt
Organism: Colletotrichum karsti
Lineage: Eukaryota; Fungi; Ascomycota; Sordariomycetes; Glomerellales; Glomerellaceae
Exons: 1
Coding region: 1-1002 (333 amino acids)
Biological process (GO): protein lipoylation
Cellular component (GO): mitochondrion
Source: RefSeq, a predicted model, not a curated record
AUGCGAGCCCUACGCCACCUCUGCGCCUGCUCGACACGACACCUACCCCGAACCUCGAUUCCAGCGGGCAUCCAGACGCAGACGCAGACGCGAUGGAGCUCUUCGCAGCCCAUCGCCUCCAAGCUCGUCUUCCCAGAUGACGGAGCCGAACCGAGCGCCGUAAGGCACAUCCACCUCACCCGCGACCCGAGCGGCGCCGCGUUCCCCUCGUACACCGCAGCAUCCGACUUCCAAACAUCCCUCCGCCAGGCCUUCCUCGAUUGGAAAUCCGCCCCGACGCCCCGCGCCCCGUCGCCGCUCGUCGUCUCUUUCACCCCGAAACCGACAUACACCCUGGGAAAACGCCAGAAAUCGCUGAGGGAGGAGCAGCUGGCCAGGUUGAAACAACCCCUCUCGGUCGCCCUCGACGACGGAAACACCGAGGAGUUCACCCCGGAAGUCGUCGAGACAGACCGCGGCGGCCUGACGACCUACCAUGGCCCGGGCCAGGUCGUCCUCUGGCCCAUCCUCGACCUGCGCAGCGUCUACUACCCGCCCCAGACCGUCCGCUCCUACGCCCGCCUCCUCGAGGAAACAACACGAGCGGUCCUCGCCUCUCCCGAGGGGGGGCCCGCCGCCGUCCCCACCUACCUGUCGGAGGAAGACCCUGGCGUGUGGUCCUCGGCCGCGCGGUCGCGCGGGCAGGAGCGCAAGAUGGCCGCCGUGGGCGUGCACCUCCGCCGGCACGUCUCGGGUCUCGGGACGGCGCUGAACGUGGAUGUCGUCGUUGAGGGGGACGAGCGGGUCAACCCCUGGGCGAGGUUUGUGCCGUGCGGGCUGGACGGGAAGACGGCGACGAGCGUGCGUGCCGAGGUCGGGCCGACGGCGUGGGAGGAGUGGAGGAGGAGGACGCGUGACGAGAGUGCGGAGACGAAGGAGUGGUAUGCGCGGCGGUGGGUAGUCGAGUUUGCGAAGAGGCUGGGGGUGAAGGCGGCGGAUGGGACAGUGUAUCAUCGUCUUUGA